This is a messenger RNA of Neoarius graeffei (lesser salmon catfish), 1685 nucleotides long. RefSeq names its product transmembrane protein 221 (gene tmem221). The record is from RefSeq and is a predicted model, not a curated record. NCBI's taxonomy places the organism in Eukaryota, Metazoa, Chordata, Actinopteri, Siluriformes, Ariidae. Bases 131 to 955 code for a protein of 274 amino acids. The transcript has 3 exons.
UCGCAUACUCGGUGUGAGUACUCGGAGAGAGAGAAGGGGGUUUAUUCCUGAACAGGGUAAAACACAGGGCGAAAAAGUUGCACUGAUAACCAGCUCACUUCCAUCCCACUGUGUUCCAGACCACAGGGUGAUGAGCUCCAGCCCAGCUCGUGCUCUCCUCGUCCUGGCGCUGUUGGGGGUUUUGUCCGCGAUCAUGUCGCUGAUGUCGGUGAGUUUGAUUUUCCAGCUGAAUGUCGUGGUGAAGGAGUCUGGAUCGGCCGUGCCGGGGGAGAUGUGGAGCGUCUUAAAGCUGCUCUCCGCCGUGCUUUCUGCGCUCUCUCUCACCCUCAACUCCAGCUCGGCCAUUACCUGCCUGCUGCACGCACACUUCAGCACCGAGAUGUGGAGAGAACACACACACAGGGCUGAAUGGUUCCUGGCAGACAGCAGGGUCAUUCGGCAUGUUGCUGUCGGCUUGUUUUGCAUUGGGAUUUCUUUUUACCUGGGUGCCUUGUCCAUUUACAUGCUGCUGGUCUUUGAGAUUGAGACAGGAAUAGCCAGCUUGUGUGUGCUCUCGUCUGGUGUACUGGUGCUGCUGGUUUUAGUGGCUCAUACGCUGAUCCGGGCCGCAUGCACAUCCAAACACUUUUACAACCAACCCAUCAAUACCAUGUACCAGAACGACCCUGAGGGCAGCGCUGGCAUCUGCACAGUAGCAUCAGAGCUUAGUCUCAGAGAAAAGACCACAAGACAACGCAGUGAAGACGGCAUGAACCAUAUGUUCUCAUACACAGAGCCCAAACAACAACAUUCCAGUGAAAGAGAGGCUUAUGGUGGGAGUGGACGCAUGCACAGGACCCUGUCUACUGAAUCCAGCCUGCUCCACACACACAUACAGCCCUGGAACAGCGUUAACCACGAGAUGAGAACUAUGCUGACUCGCAAAGCCACAGGCAAAGACUCCACUUUAGUGUGAGCAGCAUUACUGUGAGAGGCUUUCAGAUGGAACUGUUCCUUUUACUAUUUUUGCUACAGACUUGUCACUGUACGCUUCACCACAAGAUCUCAUGCUUCUGCCUGGCGUGAUACACUAGAUAUGAUAAGAUCCUUGUCAGUUAUGGCGAAUUGAACCAUAUGCAUUAGAAAGUACACUAUUCGAGUUCUAUUCAAGCACUUAGAAAGGAGACCUAAUGUAUGAAAACAGUAUAGCUUCAUCCUACAGUUAUAAAAUUGUGUAAAUAUUGUUAAUGGAUAAAGUUUGUGCUUGUAGGUUUUUUCACUUUUUUUUUAAUAUUAACUCUCUGGACUGUCCUUUUCUGUACCAACAAAUGAUGAAUAAUUCAGCAGUUCGUACACAGUCUGUUGAUGAAGUGUAACUGGAUUUAAACUGUUUUAUUUUAGGAAAAAUAAUUGUUAGAUGCUUUGGCUUUUCUCUUGAAAGACUACAGUGUAAUAGGUCUUUUUACGUUGCUUUGUAGAACCUGUAAUUUUUUUUAUUAUAUAAAAAGUGCCAAUAGUACCAAACAUUUCUGAUGAAAUAUAAACACUACAGAAAUACAUUACCUUCAGUGCUUUUCAUAAUGAAUGAAAAUGAUGUUUUAAAUGGAGCAAAUGGACAAAGUGAGAAAUCAUUUACACUAUACAAUUUUUAAUUCAGAAAGUAUUGAUUUAUUCUUGUAUUGUGGCAUCCUGAAUCAGAACUGAAU